This is a messenger RNA of Ambispora gerdemannii, 1674 nucleotides long. Lineage: Eukaryota; Fungi; Glomeromycota; Glomeromycetes; Archaeosporales; Ambisporaceae. The record is from the annotation of a GenBank genome assembly.
AUGCGUAGCUCGCAAACUAAAAACUCAUCUGCCUCUGAAACCUCGCCCUCAUACACAAAAAGCUCUUUGGCUUUAGAAAAAGCCGAAAGUGGUGGUGUCAACGUCUAUAAUCCAGACAAGGACGAUAACGACGAAAAAAUGCAUGUUAUUAAUACAAACGUUAGGAAAAAAUGGAUACGUGCCAUUAUAUUGAUUUUCUUUUUUGUUGUGAUCCUAUGGUUUCUUAUACCGAAAGAGAGUCGACGGAUACCGAAUUUUUCUGAGUAUCAAGAUGAUUCACUGCACGACUUUAAAGAAUUAUUUGAAGAGGACAGAGAUCUUUUAGCUGACACCAAAAACCCUGCAGAGGCUUCAAAUUCAGCAUCUGGCUCUCCACUCACAUCCUCUCAUUGUACAGUACCACAUCCAGGCCAUCGACUAAUUCAGUAUACAUUAAUGAUUGAUGCUGGUUCAACUGGCUCCCGAAUUCACAUCUACCGAUUUAACUAUUGUAAAGCAUCACCGGAACUCGAGGAUGAAGUAUUUGCACAUACAGAACCCGGAUUAUCAGCAUACGAUGAUCCAUUUAAAGCCGCGGAAAGUUUGGAUACUUUAUUGAAAGUAGCACUACAAACUGUUCCGACACAAUUAUAUAACUGUACACCGGUAGCCGUGAAAGCUACUGCCGGAUUACGAUUAUUGGGAAAAGAGAAAAGUGAGAAUAUUUUGAAGGCUGUUAGAGAAAAUUUGGAAAAUAAUUAUCCGUUUCCGAUAAUUGAAAAGAAUGGGGUUGUUAUUAUGGACGGAAAAGACGAAGGUGUUUACGCGUGGAUCACAGUCAAUUAUUUAUUGGAUAGAAUAGGCUCCGUUAAAAAACAACCAACGGUUGCUAUCUUUGACCUUGGUGGAGGUUCAACUCAAAUAGUAUUUGAGCCUGAUACAACCGAUGGAUUUGAAGUAGCACCCGGAGAUCACAAAUACGAAUUAGAAUUUGGCGGACACACUUAUGUGCUCUAUCAACACUCAUAUUUAGGGUACGGGUUAAUGGAAGCGCGAAAAACAAUGAAAAAUUUCAUGGCAAAAUUAUGGCAAAAAGCAGAUACAAAUGGUAUCCCGGGAUUACGCGCUGACGCCUUAGAACUAAAUAAUAUGGCCGACGACAAUCAUAUUCCACACCCAUGUCUCCCGAAAAAUUUCACCGACUUUUCGAUCAAUUCAACAUUUAUCGGAACAGGCGCAGGUUACGCACAAUGUCGCGCAAUCAUCGAAAAAGUACUAAACAAAGAGAAAGAAUGCCCUCUAACUCCAUGCGCAUUUGACGGCAUCUAUCAACCAUCUAUCCGAGAAACAUUUUCACUCCACGAUAUCUACGCUUUCUCGUACUUUUAUGACCGCGCAAGUCCACUUGGUAUGCCGUCGGAAUUCUCGUUACGCGAAUUGAGUGACUUAGCGAAUGAAGUGUGUUCUGGGGACCUGGAAAAAUUUGCACAUUUGCCUCAGGCGAUUAAAGAACUUGAAAAGAAUCCACAUUAUUGUAUGGACUUGACGUUUAUUUAUGGGUUGUUGCAUAUUGGGUAUGAGAUUCCGUCAGAACGCGAGGUUAAGAUUGCGAAAAAAAUUAAUGGAAUUGAGACUGGAUGGUGUCUUGGGGCUGCUAUUGCUGUGUUAGAUGCGAAUUUGUGGUGUAUAAUAUAA